AUGUCAGACAAAGGCUUAGUAACAUCUCAAAUUAAUAAAGUCAUGAAAGCGUUACAUCCAGAUGAAUCGGCUGAUACAUUUCGUACAUUAUUUCGUUGUAUUCAACAAUGGGCAUCAGCAGUUAAUAAUCAAGCGUACACCAUCUCACAUGUUAUGGCUGAUGGAUCACCUGCAUCACGGCUUAUGUUAUUAACAUGGUCAACAGAUGCUGAAUUAAAUGAUUUUAGUCAAUAUUUUCAACAAAACUGGGUAUCAUCGUUACCGUAUUGGUAUGAAGGAGUCGUUUCUUUAGCACCAUCAACAAAUAAUGGACUUAAUGGUAGAAUUAAAAAAGAUUACACAUUAAGAAAUCGUCUUUCAUUAUCUACAUUUUUGAAAACAGCUGAGCGAAUGCUAAUCGAUUGGUCAACAGAUAGUGGAAAAAAACCAUUUCAGUUACGUACUACAUAUAAAGAUCAUUUAAAAUUUGCUGCAUACACAUGGUUACAGCAAGUGCGUAGGGUCCAGACGCCAUUUUAUUUUAAAAUAGUCAUUUUUUAUUUCAUUUAUUAUGUUGCCGAUGGUGAUUAA
Messenger RNA from Didymodactylos carnosus, 570 nucleotides. NCBI's taxonomy places the organism in Eukaryota, Metazoa, Rotifera, Eurotatoria, Philodinida, Philodinidae. The record is from the annotation of a GenBank genome assembly.